This is a messenger RNA of Laetiporus sulphureus 93-53, 1374 nucleotides long. RefSeq lists its product as uncharacterized. The transcript is spliced from 4 exons. The coding region runs from base 1 to 1374 and encodes 457 amino acids. The record is from RefSeq and is a predicted model, not a curated record. Gene Ontology annotation, molecular function: ATP-dependent chromatin remodeler activity; ATP binding. NCBI's taxonomy places the organism in Eukaryota, Fungi, Basidiomycota, Agaricomycetes, Polyporales, Laetiporaceae.
AUGCCAUCCAACACUACCGCACACACACUCCUCAACCUGUUUCUAGCCAAGCCUGAGGUGUGGCAGUGGCCAACAUGGAGCGAGCUGACUGGGUCUACCGGCCUUCCGUGGGAUGGGCAUGACGGCGAUUCGACGGUGAACAUGAAGGCAGAUGGUUCGAAGUGGACAGCAGAGGACGUCGUGAGCUGUCAGGCAUUCAUUGAGCAACUCAAGACUCUUCCCGCCAAUGACAAGAGGAAGUUUCUGAACAAGCGCCACAAGGACCAAAGAUGUUCAGCGUUGCAGAACAUCAUGAAGACCUUGGAGAAGUACAGCGACAAGGAUGCGAUGGAGGAGCUGACCCAGAAGAGGGAGACCGUCAAGGACCUGCUGAACGUGGCACUGUCUGACCUUGCUGGUGACGUGGAGCUCGAGAUGCUCUCCCAGUCACUGCAGGCCAUGUUGGAGCCUGGGGACGGCACCCUGGUCGAGGUGCUUGACUUCGAGUCUCUCGACAUGAAUUGGGACACAGGUGUCAAGGAGUUCCAGGAGAUGAACGCAACGCAGCUUCAUGAGCUGCUGGGUCUGCCCAAGGAGGGGCUGCCAUUCUUCAAUCGCAAGGAAGACCCCAUGAAUGCCCAUGAUCCAUGGUCAGAGGAAGGCCAGGAGUGGCUCAAGACAUCGAAGGAUGCCGUCGCGUUCGGUCCUCACUGGCACCAGCUUGUGGGGAUCGUGAAGAUGACGCGACAGAUGCUGGCGUCUCAGCCCAUGUUCAUUUUUGACGAGGUCGGUGUCGGCAAGACGAUGCAGGCUGUGGGGCUUAUCGCUCUGAGGGCAUAUUACAUCCACCACUACCAAAAACACAGUCACUUGCCGGGCCAAUGGGAUCUGUCCUCGAUCAGUGAAGGUGAGAACACGGGCAGAUUGAAGGAUGAGCCUGUCAUGGUCGUCAUGACGGUGAGCCUUCUGUCGCAACUCCUGGCAGAGUUGCGAUGCUAUCUGCAACAUGACUGUUUCGAUGUGCUACCAUAUACCGGCUCACACAAGACGCGCGCUCAAUGGUGGGAAUUGUACUACGUCAAGUCAAAGACCCAGAAGUGUCAGCAAAUUAUUGUCACCACCUAUUCGGCAAUUGCAUCUGACUGCCAGGUGCUUUUCGAGCUGAAGACUCCGGACAAGCAUCUGGGGUCACAGAAGAAGCACGGGUUUGAACAGCUAGUGGACCAGACCGUCUUCGGGAGGCAUUUUGGCCUCAUGAUUUACGAUGAAGCGGCAUGCGCGUGCACGCUGUCAAAGCCGUAUUUCACGUGCAUGGAGCUGCGGAAGUGUAGCGACAGCGUGGUGGUGAUGACAGCGAUGCCGCUGCUCAGUCGUCCGGAGGUGAGUGCUCAAUGA